Clunio marinus is the source of this 3819-nucleotide messenger RNA. NCBI's taxonomy places the organism in Eukaryota, Metazoa, Arthropoda, Insecta, Diptera, Chironomidae. The record is from the annotation of a GenBank genome assembly.
ACAACAGAUUACAACGUGUACAUAGAAAAACAAAUUAUAGAAAAAAUUUUAAACAUUUUCUUAGAUUUUGAGAAAAAUAACCUUAUAUCAAGCAAUAUUAAUAAAUAUUCUUGAAAUUUAUUUGAUGUAAAGUGUUUAGCUGAAGAAAAGUCUUCUAUCUCAGGAAGAAUUUCUCAGGAAUCUUCGAGAUUUUUCAGAAGAAAUAAAAAAUGGAAGAAGAUAAUUUUCGAAAUUCUAUUUUACCAUCAAGCUUGAAAGAAAGUGAUGAAAGCUGCGAUUCAGAAUCAUCAGCAGAUAGUUCCACAACUGAAAAAUGUCCAAUAUGUUUGCUUGCUUUCCAAAUCGGUCGUGAAAUUGGAAAACCUUCAGUAUGCGACCACACAUUUUGUUUUCCGUGUAUCCAAGAAUGGGCGAAAGUUGUACAAACAUGUCCAAUUGAUAGAAAAGAGUUUCAAGAAAUAAAUGUCUAUGGAAAUCUAGAUUGCAAUCAUUUAUUGAGAGUUGUGGAACUUAAAGAGAAAUUAAUAUUGAAUGAUUUUAUUUCGGCUGAAGAAUUUACAGCUUGCGAACUUUGCUUGCUUACCAAUAGAGAAGAUUGCAUGUUGCUAUGCGAUGGAUGCGAUAAAGGUUUUCACAUGGAUUGUUUGGAUCCACCACUUCUUGAGAUUCCGCUGGGCAAUUGGUAUUGCAAUGAAUGCUUUGAAACAAUCGACGAGUCCAGUGAUGACGAUGACGAAGAAGAAGAACAAGAUGAUAAUGAAAUUCAAGAAUCCCAAACAAGAACGCGACAGAAUCAACCGCAAAUCUUAAGAACAUCACAAAGUGAAAGAAUAAGAAACGCGAUUCUUGCUCGCAUGUCGUUACGAUCAACACGAGAAGCAUUCGGUGAAGGACCAUCAACAGCUCCACCAGCAAGAGUUGUGAAGAAAAGAACUUCAAGGAGAAGACGAAGAAGAGCAACACGAAGAGUCGUCACUGAAUAUGAUGUUGAUGGAAGUGAUAAAUUUGCAAUGAGAACGAGAGCAGUCAAACGAAGAAAGACGAAAAGGAAGAGAAAAAAGAAGACUGUAAAAACAUCAAAAAGAAAUUCAUCAAAAGCCUCUGCUUCGUGUACAUCGAGUGCAAUGAAUGCAAAUCCAAAUGUUCAUAAACUUCAAGUUGAUCGUUUAAAAGCUGGUUUGUGUAACUUUAACAUUUUCCAACCAGCUAAUCAACUCGAUUAUGUUCUUGAUGAAGAUAACAUCGAUGACAGUGGAAUUGAUGAGUUCGCUGACAGUUCAUCUGGAAAUAUUUUGACGCAAGGAAUCAUCAGCUUAAAUAAUCCACAACGAAGAAGUUUAAGUAUCAAAAAUCGCGUUCUUUCCAAUUGCGCAACAACAUCCGUCAGUAGUAAUUUACUCGAUUCAAUUCUUCAAGAUCAAGACAUCUUUUGUUCUGGAAGUAUUCGAGAUAGAUUUACAGUGGAUAAGUCGAGUGGAAAGUUGGUAUUUGUAGGAGAGAAAGCAAAGCAAAGUGCUUCAGGUGUUGAAGGCAACAAUUCAGGAAGUUCUGGUGAUCAGAAACAAAAUAAAGUUGAAAACACUUCAAAUGAAGUUCAACAACAUCAACAAGGAUUUAUUCAAAGUGAAGAAGUGUUUGAAAGUGACAGAAAUUCCGGCAGUUUUGAUGAUCAUUCAAGAGAAAAUACUUCAAAUAGAAUAAUCGACCAAGUCGUUGUUGACAAGAAAAAGAAAAAAGUGAAGAAACUUACAAUUGAUAUGUUUGAUGAGAAUUCUGAAUCAGAAACUGUUGAUGAAUUUCCAAACUUUGAACUCUUCCAAUCAAUCGAUGAAAUGAUGAAUCAAAAGACUUCUGAAAGUGCUCAAACAUGUCCAACUGUUUAUACAGAAGAAAACGUUGACUUGGUUCAAAUGAGUGACAGUGAACCACAAAAUGAAUCAUCUGAAGAAGUAAAUCCACCAGCAAUUGUUGCCAGUCAACCAGCAAGUCCCGAUUUAGAACCUGAAAUUGAGAAAGUUCAAGAAAUGAUAACAGAAAGAAGCUACACGCCACCAAUUACAGCCACGAAAACUUCAGAAGAUGAUGAGAGAGAAAAAGAAAAAAAGAAUUCAAAAAGUAAUCGAAAACGAGAACUUGAACGCUACAAUGUUCGUGACAGACUUAAAGAUCGACCACCAAAAUCAGUAAGAGAUAAAUACGGAAGAAAUCGCUCACGAUCGAGAAGUUCAUCAAAAAAGCGACGUUCGAGUCGCAGAAGAAGUCGAAGCAUAUCAAGAGAUCGUUACCGUAAGUCGCGUUCAAGAGAUCGAACUAAUUACAGACGAUCACGAUCUUACAGUCGAAGUCGUUCAAGACGUCGAACACCAAGCAACGAGUAUGGAAGAAAACGAACAUCGAAAAGUUACAAAGAAAAAGGAAGAAAGUCAAGAAGAAGUCGUUCACGAUCAUUAAGCCAAGUAAGUCAUCAUCAAUCAACAACUCCAUCGAAAAGCAGCAAAUCAAAGAAGAAGAAACAUCGCGAGUUGAGCAAAGAACGUCAACAACAAUCGACACUUACAAAAGAAGUUUUCACAUCCGGUCCAAAUAUUCUCGUCAGCUUGAAUUUCAACAACGAUGACAAGCAAUCGUCAACGAAGAAAUCAAAACCUUAUGAUAAAGAUGAACAAUUGAAGGAUGUUGUUGAUAUAACAGCGAAGAAGAAAAUCACUGUAAGCUCAAAACCAGUGGCAAUUAUUGAUCUUGCACGUUCACCUUUCAGGGAACUAACGCCAGAAUAUAAAAGUAAUGUCAUUGAAUUAAGUGACAGUGAUGGAGAGAAAAGUCCUGAAAAGCGUUCAUUAAAGUCACCUGACUCAUCAUCAAAGCUUUAUGAUCCUUUUGAUGCCUUGAAUUCGCCAACAAAUGAGAAUGUCACAAGUUCUCAAACAUUGACAAAUACUUUAGUGAUGCAAAAACCUUUAGAGAAGUUGUCUGACGUUUUUGAGAUAAGCAACAGGAAUGUUACAACAUUAGUUGGAACAAGCACAAGUAACAAUCUUCACUUUAAUGAAGAGAAUUUAGUUUCGUCAAGUUCAUCAGCUCAACAGCAGCCUUUGACUGGUCACAGUCAUUUAAAUGAAAAGAAAAUAAGUCAUUCAGUCUCAAUGGACAUUGCUGACUCACCUUAUUCGCCAGGACAUGAAUAUGAUGACUCGUUUGAUCAUAAUGACGAUGGAAUUCAAACGAAAGCAACAAAUAAUGUUCCAAAUAUUUUCGAUGAAUUAUUUGGAACGGCAUCACCGCCAGGUUUAGAAAAAGCGAAAAGUGGCACUUCGAAAGGAGAUAAAAGUGAUGACCAUUCGAACAAAUAUUUGAUGAAGUUGAAGCGACAAGAGCGCGUUAUUGAAGAAGUGAAGUUGGUGAUAAAACCUUACUAUUCAAAACGGACAAUCAGCAAAGAGCAAUAUAAAGAAAUUCUAAGAAAAGCUGUACCUAAAAUUUGCCACAGUCGCGAAAUCAACCCACAAAAAAUAAAAGUUUUGAUCGAUUCUUAUGUUAAGAUUUUUAAAUAUCGGAAGAAGAAAUCAGCGCCGGAAGAAGCAUUUUAAUUAUGUCGAUUGUCUUUCAAGUCUUUCCCAUAAACGUUUUUGUUUUAAUUAAAUUAGAUAUUUGUGAAAUUUGAAUGAAAAAUAAACUUCCUUGACAAUGAAUCAGAGCUUUUGUUCCGCUGACCGUAUUGUUCCUCUUUUGUUUCGUUUUCUGUUCCAGGAACAUGUCCCUUUCAACUUUCCGGAACAGAUUUGUGUUCCCGAUCUGUUCCGUUUAUCUGUUCCAGAGCAU